AUGAAGGAGUGGCUUAUUUGGGUAGUAGAGGUGUUUAUAUGGUGGGGACAGCUAUGGUUCUGCGGUGAUAUUGAUCGCAACUAUUUUGAGAGAAGUGUGGCAGUGAAGACAAAGUACGAUGGGGUUAGGCGACGUGAGUAUUUUGUGCCAUUGAAGCUGGCCACGAAUAGUUAUGACGACAUGGCUGUUUUCACCGAACUAGAGUAUUCUCCCAAAAGGGAGAACGCAACGUUGUUGAUGCUUGUUAGAAAUUGGGAAUUGAGUGGAGCCCUGGCGUCCAUGCGGUCGUUGGAGGAUAGAUUCAACAGGAAGUAUAAUUAUGAUUGGGUCUUCUUGAAUGAUGUGCCGUUUGAUGAGGAUUUCAUGCUGGCAACAUCUGCUAUGGCUAGUGGUAUGACUUACUAUGGUAUGGUGCCGCCCCAUGAAUGGUCUACUCCAACUUGGAUUAAUGAGGACCAGUACGCACAGUGCCUGAGAGACAUGGAAGGCAGCGGUGUCAUAUAUGGUGGUUCAAGAUCAUACAGAAAUAUGUGCAGGUUCUACUCUGGGUUUUUCUACAAGCAGGAUCUUUUGAAAAACUAUGAUUACUACAUGAGAGUAGAACCCAACGUUGAGUAUUUCUGUGACUUCCCAUAUGACCCAUUUAAAGUCAUGCGUGCAAAUAAAUACAAAUAUGGCUUCUUAAUGUCAUUAUAUGAGUACGAAAACACUAUUCCACACUUGUGGCAUGCAGUUGAGGAUUACAUUAACGAAUAUGGUCACAAACUCAAUUUUGAAAACAAUUCCUACAGUUUUUUAGUGGAUAAAGACCAUUUCAGCCCAAAUACCAUGGGUAUCAUAGAGUCACACACCGAUUACAACCUAUGCCAUUUCUGGUCCAAUUUUGAAGUUGGAGAUUUAAGUUUCUUCAGAAGUAAAGAGUACGAAGAGUUCUUCGAUUUCAUGGAUCAAAAGGGAGGAUUUUAUUAUGAAAGAUGGGGUGAUGCACCAAUACAUACAAUUGCUGCAUCUCUACUAUUGAACACUAGUGAAGUGAUACAUUUCGAUGAAUUGGGCUACAGACAUGAACCAUAUCUCUCCUGCCCGAGAUCUCUGGGUAUACAAUUACAACAAAGAUGCCUGUGUGAUGUAAACUCCGAUGUCAAUUUGGACAUUUCAUUGGCAAGUUGUCUACCUAGAUGGUGGAGGAACGGGUCUGGCAAAACGUUUGUUAAACCCAAACAAUUUACAGAUUAA
This is a messenger RNA of Nakaseomyces glabratus, 1236 nucleotides long. RefSeq names its product mannosyltransferase KTR2 (gene KTR2). The record is from RefSeq and is a predicted model, not a curated record. Gene Ontology annotation, cellular component: Golgi apparatus; membrane. Gene Ontology annotation, molecular function: alpha-1,2-mannosyltransferase activity. NCBI's taxonomy places the organism in Eukaryota, Fungi, Ascomycota, Saccharomycetes, Saccharomycetales, Saccharomycetaceae. Gene Ontology annotation, biological process: protein N-linked glycosylation; cell wall mannoprotein biosynthetic process.